AUGCGUCUCCCCUACGCACCGUCCAGCCCUCCCGCCGAUGCGCCCGCCGACACCGCGGACAUUUACGCCCGCAUUGCCGCCCGGCGGAAUCCCCGCCCGCUUAUACCCCUCGAUUUGUCGCUGCUACACAGUCCGCCCGUCGCCGAUGGCUGGAACAGCUUCCUAGGUGCGAUCCGAUCGCGUACCAUUGUCGAUGCGGGCCUGCUGGAACUCGCCGUCUGCCGCGUUGCUGUGCUGAAUCACGCUGUCUAUGAAUGGAACGCCCACGCCCCGCUGGCUCUCAAGGGAGGUAUCCAACCACAAGAGCUCCAGGCCGUCCGCACACUCCCCUCUGUGGCCGAUGAUGCGGCUCCUCUCGCAUCAAGCACGCUCUCUCCGCGCCAACGCGCUGUCCUGCGCUACACCGACCAGAUGACCCGCUCCGUCACCGUUCAGGACGAGGUCUUUGCCCAGUUGCAAGUAGUCGGGUUUAAUGACCGCGAGAUAGUCGAGCUCACGACCGGUAUUGCGGGUUACAAUUGCGUCAGUCGAUUCCUCGUUGCUCUUGACGUGGGCGAGAACAAUGCCCGAGAGAUGAAAAGCGUCGAUGAGCUGGUCGCCGCCCUAUGA
This is a messenger RNA of Penicillium lagena, 609 nucleotides long. RefSeq names its product carboxymuconolactone decarboxylase family protein. Lineage: Eukaryota; Fungi; Ascomycota; Eurotiomycetes; Eurotiales; Aspergillaceae. Gene Ontology annotation, molecular function: peroxiredoxin activity. The coding region runs from base 1 to 609 and encodes 202 amino acids. The transcript has a single exon. The record is from RefSeq and is a predicted model, not a curated record.